This is a messenger RNA of Mya arenaria, 2132 nucleotides long. Its product is annotated as chitotriosidase-1-like. Gene Ontology annotation, molecular function: chitinase activity; chitin binding. Bases 45 to 1991 code for a protein of 648 amino acids. NCBI's taxonomy places the organism in Eukaryota, Metazoa, Mollusca, Bivalvia, Myida, Myidae. The transcript has 13 exons. Gene Ontology annotation, cellular component: extracellular region. Gene Ontology annotation, biological process: carbohydrate metabolic process; chitin catabolic process. The record is from RefSeq and is a predicted model, not a curated record.
GCUAUCUCAGACCAGCUAACAUAACUGUUUAAGGAAUAUAAAAGAUGACUAAACUAGCAGUUGUAGUAUUGGCCAUACUAGCAGUCGGCUCAGCCUCAGCCGCCCUGCGCCGAGUAUGUUACCACACGAAUUGGUCGCAGUACCGGAAUGGUCCCGCAAAGUUCUACCCCGAGAACAUUGACCCGACCCUCUGUACUCACAUCAUCUACUCGUUCGCCAAGUUGAACGGCAACAAACUCGCUCCAUUUGAAUGGAAUGACGAGUCGACCCCAUGGAUGAAGGGCAUGUACGAGCGAUUCGGUGCCAUUAAACAACAGAAUCCCUCUGUCAAGGUUCUAUUGGCCGUCGGCGGGUGGAACAUGGGAUCACCUCCAUUUACACGCAUGGUUGGUUCUGACGCGAGCCGUCGGGAGUUCGCCACCACUUCAGUUGCGUUUCUGAGGAAACACGGAUUCGACGGCCUCGAUAUGGACUGGGAGUACCCUGCCAACCGUGGAAGCCCCGCCGUCGACAAGCAGAGAUUUGUUGAUCUUCUCCGGACUUUGCACGAGGAAUUCGCCCGGGAGCAGGUCCCAGCAGGUCUUUCGCCGCUCAUGUUGUCGGCGGCCGUCGGCGCCGGAAAGGACAAGAUUGAUACCGCAUAUGAUGUUCCCGCGAUUUCUCAGUACCUAGACAUGAUCAACCUGAUGUCUUACGACCUUCACGGAUCGUGGGAGGACUUUACCGGGCACCACUCACCGCUGUACGCCCGCUCCAAUGAGCAAGGGAACCAGACUUACCUCAAUGUGGACUGGGCUGCCACCUACUGGGUUAACCAGGGAGCCCCAAGGUCGAAGAUGAACAUUGGCGUGCCCCUUUACGGAAGGACCUUUAAGCUGCCAUAUGGUCAGUCUAACAAUCAGAUCGGAUGCAAGGCCGCGGGCGCCGGCGCUGCUGGACUGUAUACACGAGAGGCUGGGUUCUACGCCUACUAUGAGGUGUGCCAACAUUUGAAGGGCGGUGCCACCAAGUACCUUGAACCAGAGCAAAAAGUACCUUACUUUGUGGACGGUGAUCUUUGGUGCGGGUAUGAUGACCCAGAUAGCAUCAAAGUCAAGGUCGACUACAUUAAGCAAGGUGGCUUCGGAGGUGUGAUGGUAUGGGCCCUUGACCUUGACGACUUCAGCGGCAUGUGCGGCCAGGGAAAGUACCCUCUGAUGAGGGCCAUUAUUGAUGAGAUCAACCACUCUGGCCCCGCCCCUCCCAUGACUAAUCCACCCACAACAACAACAACUACCCGUGCUCCCACAACAACUACAACCCAACCCCGCCCAUGGGUCACAACGCAGCCCCCAUGGCAACCCAACCCAACGACCAGAGCAACCACGACAAGAGCCCCAGCACCCACAACCACAACCAAAGCUCCAGCCCAGGGUGGCCACCACCAACUUUCUCUAGUAUCCCACACUGAGUUCGACUGUAGAAACAAGUUCGAUGGCUAUUAUGCGAACCCUACAUCCUGUUCAAUGUACUACAUCUGCGCCGCUCGAAUGACGUUCCGCACUGAUUGUCACCCAGGAUUGUUGUUCAACACACAGACACUGUUCUGUGACUUCCCAGACCACGUGGUAUGCAACGCGCAACCAAAUAACCAACAGCCGACAUCUGCCCCAUACCAACCACCAGUCCAGCACACAAACCCACCGACAACCCGGGCGCCGAUUCCGACGACGACCAAACCAACCACAACUCAGCAGCCAUGGGCACCAACAACAACGAAGGCCUACGUCCCUCCUACCACCAACAACAACAACAACAACAACAACCCCCCCGGCCCUGUCGAUUUCUGCAAGGGAAAGAAUGACGGAUUCUACAAGGAUCCCCAGAACUGUGCCUACUUCUACCAGUGCUCGUUCGAGCACGGCUACCACGAGCCCUGCCCUAGUGGAACCUACUUCAGUGAGGCUCUUCAGGGUUGUGACUGGGCUGCCAACGUUCCAAGUUGCCCGUAAAACCCGUGCCUGAUGGUUGUGGACUUGGUGAAAUGAUUAUGAUGAUGAUUCUAUUUAUUUAGUGUUUCGUUUAACCUUAGAGUGCAGUAUCCAGCUUCUAACAAUAUUCAGAUCUUGUAGAAAUAAAAUCGAUAAAACAUA